Molecule: messenger RNA, 2177 nt
Organism: Ooceraea biroi (clonal raider ant)
Lineage: Eukaryota; Metazoa; Arthropoda; Insecta; Hymenoptera; Formicidae
Gene: Syx18
Product: syntaxin 18
Biological process (GO): retrograde vesicle-mediated transport, Golgi to endoplasmic reticulum
Cellular component (GO): endoplasmic reticulum; SNARE complex
Source: RefSeq, a predicted model, not a curated record
AUUAUAUAUCAUAUCUAAAUUAUCAACAAAUUCUAAUUUUGCCGCAACUGGUUCAUAAUUGUCUUUACAUGUCGGAAAUGAAGCUAGUACAUAGACAAAGCUUGCAACAAUCUUUCCUUUCGCACGCAAGUAUCUAUUACGACGUAAUACGUAAUGCCAUUGUUAAAAUUACAAUUCACAUCGUUUUCCUUUUCUUUUUUAGACAAUUGAAGUGAAAAAUUGAAUGCUAUUGCAUGGUUUUGCUCCGAGUCUCGCGUUUCUCGCUCCAAAGCUGAAAUUACCCGGCACCGAGCGCCAGGGUCAUACAGAUAGAAAUACGAAAGAGCGAAUUGUGAUCGCCACGAGUUCCCUUCAAUAGUCGACAAAUAAUCGACAAUAGUCUCGCGCGGUUCUCGAGUUUGUUUUCCUUUUGUUUUCGUCCGCGGAAGUAUUUCUAAAGAUUUUCGACGAUUUACUUUCGGAAAGAGACACCGGCUUCUUGAUUGGCUGAUGACAGGAUCAGUUCCUAAUUUCCUAUUGCGAGUGCGACGUGUGAGUUACCUCGCUCAUCAUCAGCUUGCAGAACACUCGAGAAAACGAGUGAGCUACAAUUUAUUCGUUUCAUACACGGUUAACAUAUGAUGAGAAGAUAGGUUAACUGUAUGAAAAGAGUGUUUACAUCUGAGACCUAAACCGAUCAGGUUUAGAUUAAAUAUGUAUUUGUCCACUAUAAUACAACUAGGGUGACUGAUUUGUAUGAAAAAAUUCAAAUUCAAAAAGGCGAGACAAAGAGGAAAAAUAAACUGAUUCUCGCAGUACUUAUUCAGUCAUGGACGUCAGCGCGUUGUUCAGGGCGAGCGUGAAGACGGUGAAUUUACGCAACAAGGAACUUGGUACGCUGAUUGAGAACAAUGCGAAGGUCUUGCCAAGGAAGAGCAGAUCCACGAGCCCCUUCUGCACGAAGGCGAAAGCAGUGGUGGACCAAACCUCCAUGCUGCGGGAGUUCUUACUGGAAAAUCACAAAGCCUACUUGAAUUUCUCAAACUACCUGCCUAACGCACCGCACAUGACGGACGCGGAACGCGACAAGCUCGACGCCGGCACUCAGGACAUAAUCAGCACGUGCUCGCAGAUGAUCAAGGAACUGAAGCGGGAGGUCGCAGCGUCCACUGAGAUCUCCCAGCAGAAUAUCGAGCAUCGCGAGAUCAUCCUGCUGCUGCUGGAAAAUUUCUUGAAGGACGUCUGUAAGAUAUACUCGGAGCUGAAGGCGAUGCGCGUGAAGAGAGCCCUGGAGAUGCGAAAGAUCGCCAAGUUGUUGUCGGACAUCAAACCGGCCGAUGUCGAUCAUCCGGCGAUGGAGACGAAGAGGUCAGCCUUGAACGCGACGGAGAAACUGCCGGACGACCGCGAGGGUAGAAACGACUCGAGCGAGUCGAGCCCGAUGAAGAUCCAGGAGAUCAACGGGGACGUUAACAUGUUGACGUACGAGGAGGACGUGUCAACUGAGGACAUCCAGAUAUUCGAGUCGGAGAAUGAACAGUUGUACAAUGAGCUGAGCACGCUGACGGAGGAGGUCAAGCAGAUAGAGAGCAAGGCGGUUCACAUCGCCGAACUUCAAGAGAUAUUCACGGAGAAGGUCCUGGACCAGGACAAGGAUCUGGAUAGGCUAAUGACAACGGUUGUCGGCUCCACGGAGAACGUGAAGGAGGCGAACGACCAGAUACGACAAGCGAUUCAACGAAAUGCUGGCCUCAGAGCGUGGAUCCUCUUCUUCCUGUUGGUAAUGUCGUUUUCAUUGUUGUUUCUCGAUUGGUACAAUCCAUAAGAACACUCGAUAGAUCUUUCUGUACAUAUGUACAUCUGUAAUAAUUUUUAGCGAGCAAAAAGUUCGAGUAUUUACAAAGCAAGCCGAGAGUAAAAUACGUAUUUGGUGUAAUUCGCGAAGGAAGUUUAACAAAUCUCUAAUCAUUGAUUUGUAUAAAGCCAUUAAUCGGUCUUGUGUCUCUAUAAUUGUACUAAAGAUUUGUUAAACUUUAACAAAUUAUACCAAUCUCGAAGGAUUAUUACUUUUAUAGAAAGGAUAAAAGGAAAAAGAGGAAGAGAAAUGUUUGCCAAAAUAUGUCGCUAUAUUUUAUCCCCAGACAUCAUUGUACAUAUAAUAGCUAUAACUUACUUGAUAAUAAAAUUUGUAUAUUAUA